CUAUGGAGACCAAGUCACCCGGAAUCCGUAUGACGAAGUCAACAACCCCCAGGUCAGUGUCAGGGCAUACUGAAGUUGGGGAUUGCUGAGAACAAGCUGACGGAAGAAAUCAUUAUCAAACGGGUGUGAGAAACAACACAUGACUGUUGAAGUCUUUGGAGUCCAUUAUCUUUCAACAUAAAAUUCAAAUUUUCUAGUAUCUGUAAAAGGAUAGAACGUAUUGCAGUUUUAAGCCAAAUGUUUUACAAGGGUGCAACGUGCUGCAGUUUUUAGCGCCAGUCAAACAAUUUGAUCUUAUAGGGGCCUACAUAUAUUUACAACGAUCAAAAUAAACUUGAUGUGUAAAUUUGGCACAAAUAUCAAUUUUUUUAUUAUUCUUACAUUGUUAUGUAACAUUUACAAUUGCAGCUCUCUGCCCCCGACAUGCAUGUAGUCACCCCUGAUAUGCUGUAUUAUUUUAACUACAUUGGCGAGAAGAGCUUCAGGAACGCUAUUGCCGAAUUUAUCACAGAAAGAUUCCACACACGUAAGCCUGUUGACCCAGACGAUGUGUUGGUCAUCAAUGGAUGUGGUACUGCCCUGGAACAACUCCCUGCUGCUGUAGCUGACCCCGGGGACUUCUUCCUGUGCCCAUCGCCCGUCUACAGUUCUGUCCACGCGAACGCAGAACUGAGGAUGAAAGUCAAGUGUUUCGAUGUGCCAUUAAAAAGCAAGGCAAGUGAUGCUGCAAUAAGGCCAUUCCAGCUUACGUUGGCUCAGAUAGAAGGUUCAUAUAACGAGGCAAUAAAACUGGGAUUGAAAGUAAAAGGCAUAUUCCUCAUAAACCCCUGCAACCCAACUGGAGAAAUCUGUUCUCGUGACCUGCUGACAGAAAUAUUAAACUUCGCAAAAAGUCGAUGUCUUCAUGUAAUAGUUGACGAGAUCUACGCCUUGUCCGUGUUUGAUUCAGAGGCCAGGUUCCACAGCGUUCUCUCACUUCCAGAUCUCCCAGACCCUCAACGCACGCACGUUCUAUGGGGAUUUAGUAAAGAUUUUUCGCUGUCGGGAUUUCGCUGUGGCGUGGUAGUCACGCAAAAUGUCCACAUCAAGGCCCAUCUGAAUAACGUGGCUUACUACCAAUGCACUCCGCCGAUACUACAGAACAUGCUCAGGAUUAUGUUAUCAGACAAAGAGUGGUUAGACCGAACUUAUUUUCCGACAAAACUAAAACUGACGAGAGAAGGGUUUGCGUCUGCUGUAAAAGAGCUUAGUGAUGUUGGCGUUAAAUGUCAUCCUAGUCAAGCUGCUUUCUUUUUAUGGGCCGAUUUUAGUGCGUUUUUGUCCAGUAGUGACCGAGAUGGAGAGAUGGAAUUGUUUCAGCGUUUCCUGUCAGCUGGAGUGUAUGUGGUUCCUGGAACAAGUAUGUUUUGUACGGAACCGGGCUGGUUCAGAAUAACAUUCACUUUGCCAAAACCGUACUUUCAGGAAGGAUUAAGAAGAAUUAAGACCAUCCUAAACGAAAGCCGGCAACAUAGGCCUAAGCCUCCAAACAUCUGAAGACUUUUCUGUAUGAUUUAUUCAUUCAUUGACGAUAUAUCCUAUAAAACAUGUUAAAUUAGUACUAUUCUAUAAAACAUUAAUGUUCAUUUAUUAUAUCAUUAGUUAACAUUAUUAUAUGAUAUCUGGGAAUACGAGGUCUGAUGAAACUCAACAAUGACGGACGACAUCGUUGUCUAUUUUUUUUACCAGUCAGAGAAAAACAAACAAAAGAUAGCAACUGUGUUGGAUGCCAGAAAUGUUGCAAAUUUUGAUGUUAUCUUGGACAACAGUGACAUUCAGAUAUUUCAUAAUGUAAUAAAACUAUAAUGUGAUUUGCUCUAAGUUAAUAUAUUAUGUUCAAGAUCUCAGCCAAAGUCAAUAAUUAUUC
Molecule: messenger RNA, 1906 nt
Organism: Lingula anatina
Lineage: Eukaryota; Metazoa; Brachiopoda; Lingulata; Lingulida; Lingulidae
Product: putative inactive 1-aminocyclopropane-1-carboxylate synthase-like protein 2
Biological process (GO): biosynthetic process; amino acid metabolic process
Molecular function (GO): pyridoxal phosphate binding; transaminase activity
Source: RefSeq, a predicted model, not a curated record